Molecule: messenger RNA, 3643 nt
Organism: Leptopilina boulardi
Lineage: Eukaryota; Metazoa; Arthropoda; Insecta; Hymenoptera; Figitidae
Gene: S1P
Product: membrane-bound transcription factor site-1 protease
Exons: 14
Coding region: 254-3598 (1114 amino acids)
Biological process (GO): proteolysis
Cellular component (GO): Golgi apparatus
Molecular function (GO): serine-type endopeptidase activity
Source: RefSeq, a predicted model, not a curated record
UUUCGAAUGAAACGUCACAUUUUCAUAUAUAUUCAAACCAAUUACCCAGGAAAAGUUUGUUUUUUCCGACUUUGUUUAACAUUAAAGUAACAAUAAAUAAAAUUUAAUUAAUUUCUGUUGUGAAAAUAUGAUGUGUACAUUAAUAAUUUUAAAUAAAUAUCACAAUUUUAUUAAUUUGAGCUAACAGAAGGAAUAAUGAAGGUUAUGAAACAAUGAUGAGAGUAAAUUUACGAAGUUAAAAAGUAUAUAUAGUAUGAAACCGCAUAUACUUUAUAGAGAAAUAUUUCUUCUAUUGAUGAAUAUUAUCAUUAUCACUGAAUGUGACAACAAAAAAAUAAAUAAUAAUAAUGAUGAAAUAAAAGAAAAUGUCCAAUUUUAUCAAUUAAAUAAUAAUUUCAAUUCUAUUUUAUGUAAUUCAUCACAUAAUUCACAAGAGAUCAAAGUACAAUUUUCAACAAGUAUUAUUAAAAAUGAAUAUAUUGUUGUAUUUAAAGGUUAUUAUAAGCCAAGAACACGUGAAAAUUAUAUUCGCGCCGCUUUAAAUUCAUCAAAUGUGAAAAAUUGGAAAAUUUUAAAUCGUUCUAAUCCGGCAAGUGGUUUUCCAAGUGAUUUUGAUGUUGUUUUAAUUGAAGAAGAAAUUGAUAAUAAAUAUUCAGGACUCAGUGGUUUAAUUGAUCAUCCACUUGUGAAACGAGUUACACCACAAAGACUUGUGAAAAGAACAUUAAAAUUCACUGAAACUAAUGAGGAUGGUUAUCCAGAGUAUAAGAAUUUUAAACGAAAAAUCAACAGUUUUAAAACAUCAAAUUCAAAUACAGGACACACUCCCUCUCGUCAUGCAUCGAGAAGAUUACUACGUGCAAUUCCACGACAAAUUACGAGUAUUCUUCAAGCGGAUGUUUUGUGGGGAAUGGGGGUGACUGGUCGCGGUAUAAAGGUGGCAGUUUUUGAUACUGGCCUCGCGGCUAGUCAUCCUCAUUUUAAGAAAAUUGAGGAGCGCACUGAUUGGACUAAUGAAAAAACCGUCGAAGAUGGUCUUGGUCAUGGGACAUUUGUCGCUGGAGUUAUUGCAUCGUCUUCGAAAGAAUGCUUUGGCCUUGCACCAGAUGCGGAACUUCAUAUUUUUCGCGUCUUUACCAAUUCUCAGGUCUCCUAUACAUCGUGGUUCCUUGAUGCAUUCAACUAUGCAAUAUUGACCAAAGUGACUGUAUUAAAUCUUAGUAUUGGAGGUCCAGACUUUAUGGAUCAUCCAUUUGUUGAUAAGGUUUGGGAACUUACUGCCAAUGGUGUUAUUAUGGUAUCAGCGAUUGGUAAUGAUGGUCCUCUAUAUGGCACGUUGAAUAAUCCUGCUGAUCAAAUGGACGUGAUUGGAGUCGGUGGAAUUAAUUGGGACGAUCAAAUUGCCGGUUUUUCAUCACGUGGAAUGACAACAUGGGAAUUGCCCUUUGGUUAUGGUCGUGUAAAACCAGAUUUAGUGAUGUACGGCUCAGGAGUGCAGGGUUCAGCAUUGCAAAAUGGAUGUAGAAAACUUUCUGGUACAUCUGUCGCUAGUCCCGUUGUUGCUGGUGCUGUUGCACUUUUAGCAAGUGGUUUUCUUUGUUCCGAUGGCUCACUAGACGAAAAGAUAACACCGGCAAGUAUGAAACAAGCUCUUUUAGAAUCCGCUCGCAGAUUACCGGGAGUUGGAAUGUUUGAGCAAGGUGCUGGAAGAUUAGAUUUAUUAAGUGCUUUUCUUUAUUUACGCUCUUACACACCUACAGUUACAUUAAGUCCCAGUUACGUGGACCUAACGGAAUGUCAGUAUAUGUGGCCUUAUUGCACACAAGCAAUUUAUCACACGGGAAUGCCAACAAUUGUUAAUGUAACAAUUUUAAAUGGUUUGGGUGUAUCUGGUUAUGUGGCGGAUUUAAAAUGGCAUCCCUAUACUCUCGAUGGAAAUGGAGAAAAACUUGAUGUUUCAUUGAGUCAUUGCGAUGUUCUUUGGCCCUGGUCUGGAUGGCUUGCCGUUUCAAUUACUGUACCAGAAUCGGCUAGCGAUUGGCGUGGAAUCGCUCGUGGUCAUAUUUCUCUGACAAUUGAAUCGCCAUCAAAUGCAGGUGAAACAGAACCAAGACGAUCUACUGUUGAAUUAUCUCUAACGGCAAAAAUAAUACCAACUCCACCUCGACAUAAAAGAAUUUUGUGGGAUCAAUAUCACAAUUUACGAUAUCCACCUGGUUAUUUUCCAAGAGAUGAUUUAAGAGCUAAAAACGAUCCUCUCGAUUGGAAUGGCGAUCAUAUUCAUACGAAUUUUAAAGAAAUGUAUCAACAUUUACGAAAUGGUGGUUACUAUCUUGAAGUAUUGGGUUCGCCGUUUAUUUGUUUUAAUGCAAAAAAUUAUGGUACCUUACUUAUUGUUGACAGCGAGGAAGAAUUCUUUCCCGAAGAGAUAACGAAAUUGAAGAAAGACGUGGAAGAAAAGGGCCUGUCAGUCGUUGUAUUUGCCGAUUGGUAUAAUGUUACUGUAAUGGAGAAAGUGAAAUUUUAUGAUGAAAAUACUCGACAAUGGUGGAUACCAGAUACUGGUGGUGCAAAUGUUCCAGCUUUAAAUGAUUUACUUUAUUCCAAUUGGGGUAUAGCAUUUAGUAGUAACGUUCGAGAGGGUCAAUUCGUCUUAGGACAACAUUCGCCAGUGACAUAUGCUUCUGGAACAACCAUCGCUCGUUUUCCAAAAGAGGGUUUUCUUUUGCAUGCUUCGUUACAUGAUUUAGGCGAAGAAUUGCUUUUAGAAACAGAUGUUAAAACAUCAUCAUUGACACCAGUAUUAGGCUUAUUUCAAACAAACAGUGAGAAAUUAAAUAAUAAAAAAAGUGAAAUUAAAGAAACAGAAACUGAUGAUAAUGAAAAAUCAACAACCAUUCCUGGUAGAAUUGUUGUUUAUGGUGAUUCAAAUUGUAUUGACGAUAUUCAUUCACAAAAACCUUGCUUCUGGAUGCUGGACGCUUUAUUAGAAUACGCAAAUACAGGACAUAUACCAUUAAUUUUCGAAGAAGAAGAAGCUCGUCAUAAGGGAAUUAAUGACGAUUUAUCAAAAUUAGAUGAAUUGCCAAAGCGAAUUGAAAGUAGUCACUUGAGUCGUCACAGUAAAGUUGUGAAUAAUGAUACAAUGGGAAAAGAAAGAUUUCGUCCUCUAACGCCAUGUCCAAUUUUACUUCCUGCAACACCAUAUCCAAUCAAUGAAACAAUUCCAAUAAAUUCUCAUAAAUCACAAACAUUGAAAUCAUUAAAGGAAUCAGUGGUGGCAAUAGUUCCAUUGCCACAAAAUUCAAAAUCAUGGAUAAGAAGACGUGGUGGUGGUGUUAUUAGCGAUACAUUAAAUCAAAUUGAUUCCUUGAGUAUAAUUGAAGAAACAUCAUCAAAUAAUGAUGAAACAAAAAAAUGGUUAAAUAUCAAAUUACCAAGUUAUGCUGCCGUAACAAUGAUUAUUUGUGGAAUUUUAAUUUAUGCAUUCAAUCGUUGGGGUAUUUGUGGAGUUAAACGAUCUCGUCGAAAGAGAACAAUUGGACGAUUGCGUAGAAUUAUUCAAGUGAUCACUAUACGUAAAGUGCCUCAGAUGUAGGUUUAUUAUAAUAAUAUAAUAAUAAUAAUAUAUAUUUGACAUAUA